CCAUUUCUUCGUUUUACAAAUUAAUUCAGCGAAAGACUGAAGACACCUUCUCCCCUUCUCUCUCUCUCUCUCUUAAAUUUUCUCCAUCCAUAUGAUUUCUUUUCUCUCUUGUGCUUAGCCGUAGCUAGGCCGCUAUACCUAUAUAAAGAAGAAGCAGAAACUACAAGCUUUGCUUUGCUGCUUGAGAAUUCAAAUGGGUAGGUCACCGUGCUGUGACAAGGUGGGUUUGAAGAAAGGACCAUGGACACCAGAAGAAGACCAGAAACUCUUGGCUUACAUUGAAGAACAUGGCCAUGGCAGUUGGCGUGCCCUCCCAACAAAAGCUGGGCUUCAGAGAUGCGGAAAGAGCUGUAGGCUUAGAUGGACGAACUAUCUCAGACCUGAUAUCAAGAGGGGAAAGUUCAGUUUGCAAGAAGAACAAACCAUUAUCCAACUCCAUGCCCUAUUGGGGAACAGGUGGUCGGCCAUAGCAACUCACUUGCCAAAGAGAACAGACAAUGAGAUAAAGAACUACUGGAACACGCAUCUUAAGAAGAGGCUAGCCAAAAUGGGCAUCGACCCCGUCACGCACAAGCCAAAGAACGAUGCCCUACUCUCCACUGUCGACGGUCACUCCAAGAACGCCUCCAACCUCAGCCACAUGGCGCAAUGGGAGAGCGCUCGCCUCGAAGCCGAAGCCCGGCUUGUCAGAGAAUCCAAGCUGCGUUCCCACAGUUCAUUAAUCCAUCAGCUCACAAGCAGCCCAAGCAACAAGAUGGAGUCUUCAUCAGCUAUGGUGCCUAUGCCUUCUGCUGCUGCAAGGUCUUUGGAUGUGUUUAAAGGUUGGAAUGUUGGUGGUGGAUGGCCAGCGUCAAAAUCAUCUAAUGUUGAUCUUGAGUCUCCAACUUCUACACUCACUUAUAAUUCUUCUGAGCAGAUUAAUGUGAAUGCAUCAGCAUCAGCAGUUGUGGUGCCUCCAAUUAUGCAGCCUAUGAUUGAGCUUGUGGGGUCCUCAGGUUCAUCUGAGACCAAAGAAGAAGGUGAUCAUGAUCAAGAUUGGAAAUCCCAUUUGUCUUUCACUUCAGGGCUUCAUGAUCACAUCACAAUGUCCCUGGAAGCAGGGGCAUGGACUGGUGAGGUUCAUGAUCAUCAUCAUGGAGGAGGAGGAGGAGUUAGUAGUAAUGUGGACAUGGCAGAUCAAGAAGGGUUCACUGAUCUUUUGCUUAACAACUCUGAUGAAGUACAGAGCUUGUCAGAUGGCGAGCGCGGCAGCCGCGGAGACUCUGAUAAUGGUGGUGGCAGUGGAAGUGGAAGUGGUAGUGACUACUAUGAGGAUAAUAAGAAUUACUGGAAUAGUAUUCUCAAUUUGGUGAAUUCUUCUCCAUCUGACUCUCCAAUGUUCUAAUCACAACCGUGCACCAAAAGAGUUUGAGUUAGUGAUGAUUUGAAGAACUGAUUGAGGAUCAAAUUGCCAAUCAUGUCAAUGAAUUACGAGUCCGAAAUUCAUGAUGAUGUGAUAUAUAGGAGGAUGAAUGCUAUUGGCAAAGCAGUUUUUGGUUGCUUCUACAAUGUUCAUAGGCUAGGUCGUACCCCCCCCCAAAAAAAAUUGUAAUAAAAUGUGCUUGACAUGCAUGCAUGCUUUGUAUUCUUGUGAAAGCAAAUAAUUACAGUUUUGGCUGUAGCUCU
Molecule: messenger RNA, 1665 nt
Organism: Prunus persica (peach)
Lineage: Eukaryota; Viridiplantae; Streptophyta; Magnoliopsida; Rosales; Rosaceae
Product: myb-related protein Zm38
Exons: 3
Coding region: 194-1384 (396 amino acids)
Source: RefSeq, a predicted model, not a curated record